This is a messenger RNA of Lacerta agilis (Sand lizard), 1811 nucleotides long. RefSeq names its product cornulin-like. Lineage: Eukaryota; Metazoa; Chordata; Lepidosauria; Squamata; Lacertidae. Gene Ontology annotation, molecular function: calcium ion binding; transition metal ion binding. Bases 75 to 1811 code for a protein of 578 amino acids. The record is from RefSeq and is a predicted model, not a curated record. The transcript is spliced from 4 exons.
CACCAACAGAGCCCUGGAGUCUAACGUGCCGCUGCUUGUGUGAAGGACAGGAUCCCCCUUGAACUUGCCAAGAGAUGUCUCAGCUCCUCGGGAACAUCCACAGCAUCAUCGGUGCUUUCAACAAGUACGCAAAGGAUGAUGGGGAAUGUGCGACGCUCAGCAAGGGCGAGCUGAAGAGUCUCAUCCAGAAGGAGUUUGCCGAGGUGAUCGUGAACCCGCAGGACCCUGAGACAAUCGAGACCAUGCUGCAGCUGCUUGACAAAGACUGUGAUGGCAAGGUGGACUUUGAGGAGUUCACCAUCCUGGUGUUCAAAGUGGCAAAGGCCUGCUAUAAGAAGGAACACGAGUGCGGAGUAACAGCAGAAGGGCAGUCCAGGAGAGGAGGAUGCAAGGCAAGGAGACAGGACACAUCAGCGCUGAGCAAAGACUCAACUCAACAACCUGCCCAGGAACCGGAGAAAGUUCCUGAACCUGAGUCUCAGUGCUCAUCUCAAGAAGAGAAGCAGGAGUCCCCUAAAUCAGAGGCACUCUCUGAUAGAUGGAGUAAAGAACCCCCAAAACAAGAACGGGGUUCCCGAUUUUCACAGAAGCCAUCGGGGACGUGUCCAGCUCAAAGGGAGAGAGAGGAAGGCAAAAGAGCAGAGAAGGAGCCACCUUGCCAAGUUUCUCAGAGAGAAGUGCAGCAUUGCUCCAAGCCCUCGCAGCGGGAACCCCAAACCGUAGCUGAGGAGAUAAGCAGACAAAGCCGCCAGGAACCUGUCACACCGGAUGAAUGCCAAACUCAAGGAACUCAACAGAGCACAGUCCAAAAACCAUCCCAGCCAUGUCAGAUGGAGGAACAGGGCCACAGGGAGCCACGGGAGCAAGAGCAGGCAGCUCAGCAACCUACUCCCCAUCGAAAGGAAGCUCCGAGAGAGACCCAAGAGCCACUGAAGAGGGAACAGGAUGUAGUGAAGCCCAAGUCGCAAGAAUCACAGAAAGCGGUUCGAAGACCAGCCCAAAGGGGGGUUCGGGAACCUCAAGCACCAGAACAGAAGUCAACUGCCCAGUCCUGCCGAGAUCACCAGGAGGAACAGCCUUCAUUGGGCUGCGGGAAAGAAAGAACAUCAACGUCUGAGCAACAUUCAACCCGUUGUCAGGAACAGGAACCUCAGAGAGGAGAGCGGUCCAUGCAGCAACAGGAAUGUAAGCCCCAGACACGGGGAAAAGGUGCCAUUUGUAAACUUGUAGAAGAGCAUAAUUCUUGCCGACAGCCAACAAAGGAGGUUCAAGAACCGGAACAGGCUCAGAGUUGCAAGCCAGAUGGUGGACUUCUGACACAUGGAAAGCAAUUGACUCACCAGAAGGAAUGUCAGUCUCAAAGUCAUGAGCAGGCCCUGACUGGCCAAGAAGAGCAAGAGUCUCGAUCCCCAGAGGAGGCCCCAACUGGCUGUCAUGAGCGUCAACCUUUGACCACAGUACGACAUCAACCACAUCAAGACGUGCAGGAGACUCAGCGCUCUGGAAAGAGCCAUUACUGCCGCCGUGAAUGUCAGACUCUGACACCAGAACAAGUCGUUUCUCCUCAAGAGGACACAAAGCCUCAGACAUCAGAGAAGGAAGGCUGUGAAGACGUCAACCCUGUCCAGAGGAGAGUAAGCCUCAAAAGCCAGGGCAUGGUCAACAUCUCGGUCAUGCAUGCCAGCCUCGGACACCAAAGCAGGUCCCCUCUGCUCAGACACAGGAGAGAGAAGCCAGCUGUGAGACACCAGAAGCUCAAGAGAAGGCCACAUCUAGAGGUCAGCCAUCAGAACAAUGCCAACCCUGUAUAG